Messenger RNA from Formica exsecta, 10698 nucleotides. RefSeq names its product chondroitin sulfate proteoglycan 4 (gene kon). Lineage: Eukaryota; Metazoa; Arthropoda; Insecta; Hymenoptera; Formicidae. The transcript has 12 exons. Bases 860 to 7903 code for a protein of 2347 amino acids. The record is from RefSeq and is a predicted model, not a curated record.
AAUUAAAUGUCUUUCUCGUCACGCGCGCGCGCGCGCGCGCUUGAAUGAAAACCUUUGAGGAUGCAUUGCACCUGCCUCACGGUGUUCAACACUUUGACCCGAGCUUUUUCGCGAGUGCGAGUUUUCUGCAGCGAGCGUGUACGUGCCCGAAAGCUCGAAGCGUAGCAUCGACGGAUACAGAGUACGGAGUUUUCGCACGAGAAAUCUGCACGUUGCACGUGCGUUUUGCAGCUGUGCGCCGCUGUUCUUUCAGAUUCGAAUAAAUCGGUGUGGUGGUGCAACAUAACGCGAGAACGACCGAAGGAAAUACGUGCGAAACGAGAUGCCAGCUUUCGUAACGUUCGCGUCGCAUCUUAGAAGAUAUAUCACCACGCGAGGACUACGACGACUACGUUCGUUGGCGCGCUCAUCAGUUUUACACUUUUCUACUAAAUCGGCCCUUAACGUCCCCACGGGUGGCACCAAUCUAUGAUCGAUAAGCAUCUGCGGAGGAGUGUCUCAAUUCGAAUGUCGCCAUAGUGAUUCGUUUGUCUCAAUAUCGAACAUCGAACGUCCUGCGGAGGAGCGAGAGAGAAGAAUUCCGCGAUGUGCGUGACGGGGAAGACAUACGAGCAAGAAAUGGAUGGGAAAAGUACGUUCGAAUCUUAGCCAGCUCUUGCCCCGUAAAUAGCGUUUUGUAACCCCCGUCACGUGAAAUCGAUAUCCCUUAAGAGCCGGUCCGUGAGGUCGUUCGUCAGACCGGUGCUGCCUGUUUCGCCCCGCGAAAGUGGAAGAGUGGAGAGUGGGUGCCAGAGUGAGUCUGCGGGGAGCCUGCGGGAGGAGGCGGACAGGAACGAGGUUUGGCUGAAUAAAAGAAGAGAUGCAUAGGAAAAGACCAGCGUUCCUCAACGACAUGGGACUGCUAAUGUUCUUAGCAGUAACAGCCUCUCUGCUGGGUUACUGCCAAACAGACGAAAAAGUGUCGUUUUACGGGGCGAGCUACAUCCAUCUUCCGGUUCAAGAGGCCAAGGGUGCUACUGACAUCAGUUUCCGGUUCCGAACUCAUCUCUCCGAUGCUAUGCUGCUAUUGGCUGCUGGCAAGACGGAUUACUGCCUGAUCAAACUCGAAGCCGGCAGAUUGAAGGUUCACAUUAAUCUGGGCGCGGGCGAGAACGAGAUGGCGAGCGCCCGCGGAUUGACACUGAACGACCUCAGUUGGCACGAGGUCAAUUUGACGAGACGCGAGGCCAACAUCAGCCUACAGAUCGAUGUCAUACAUACGACGAGGUCGCAACUACCGGGUCGCUUCUUCGAGUUGAACAUACACUACGGCGUCUUCAUCGGCGGACAGGGCGAUUUCAACGAGCUAUUUCUAGGGCACACGGAUUAUCUGAGAGGAUGCAUGGCUGACAUAAUCUACAACGGCGCCAAAGUUAUAGAAUCCGCCAGGUCGAGGAGGGGCCAGUCGGAGGCAACAGCCGUAACGUGGGGUUGUUCACCGGAAUUCGACGCCACGAGGAGCACGGAAGUCAGCUUCGUCGAGGACGGCGCCUUCGCCGCCAUUCCGCGCCCCAUUCCGCGCUCCGGUUCAAGAUGGGAAUUCGAGUUGAAGACUAAUGCCGAGAGCGGCUUAUUACUCUACAACACCGGACAAUCGUCCCACGCCGAUUUCCUCGGUAUCGAGCUGUUCGAGGGUAAGAUACGAUUGCUGAUGAACAAGGGAAACGGUCCAACCGAGCUAACACACGGCACCACGGUAGCUAAUGGUAAAUGGCAUAACGUAAUCGUGGAUUUUAAUCCGAGCGGCCUCGGUAUCGCUGUCGAUCAUCACGAGAGAACCAUGGCCCUGCCAUCCGGCGGCAAUCGUUUCCUCGAUUUAGCCGACACCCUGUACAUCGGCGGCACGGAACUGAAUAAACGCGCCCGAGCCUUAACCAAGGGUCUCAGAUCCGGCGAUGUGAGCUACAAAGGCUGUAUACGAAACAUGAUUCUCGACAACAAGGAUCUCGGUUUACCGGACGUCAAGGUUAGUCAAGGUAUCGUCGUGGGUUGCGUCUGGGGAUACCCGUGCAUUGAGGUCGAUCCCUGCGUACCUGGUGCGUCGUGCAUGCAGCUAGGCGUCAACUCAUUCAUGUGCAACUGCGACCAGUCGCUGUGCAUCACACCAAAUUACGAGGAUUACAAGAUCUAUUCGAAUACCACCCUGCCUGUAAACUUAGAAAUUCUCUCGUUGAGCCCUCUACUAGUUUCCGAGGGGGAGCACGUGCUAGUAACGAAUGAAAACAUCGUGAUGAUACUGGAUAUUGCCAAAUACGGUGUGGAAGAAACCGGCGUCGUUUUCACUUUAGUGACACCGCCAGUUUACGGAACAUUGGCGUUAGACCUUUUAACAUCCCGAAGCGAUCACUCCUUUACAUUGCAAGAUAUCAAUCAAGCUAAGAUACAGUACAUGCAUGACGGUAGCGAAACCACAGAGGACAGCAUGAUUCUGGAAUUGACAUUGGUGGCUGGGACAGGCUAUACACUCCCAGGAUACCUCCAAGGACACCUCAGGUUCCCCCUUUACGUCAAUGUCACUUCCGUCAACGACCCGCCGUUGUUCGAGAUACCGACCGUGAAAGUACUGCGUCUGGCCCAAGGUACAAGAAAAACACUGACCAAGGAAUUAAUAUGGGCUAUAGACGCCGACACCCCGUCGGAAAUGCUGAUUUAUACAGUUUUACGAGCGGAUACCGACGCUGGACACGUCGAGAGAGUUACUUAUCCGUUUCGACCUAUCGACACAUUUACGCAGGCUGAAUUAAUGCAAGGUCUCAUUGCCUACGUGCAUCGUGGAAACGCUAAAACGAACGCGAUGUUGAGCUUACAAGUGAGCGACGGCAUCGAGAGCAGUCAACCCGCGUACCUGCGCGUAUCGGCUUACCCAUUGCAAAUUAAAUUGACACACAAUACCGGUCUCGUCGUAGUGCACCGUUCGUUCUCUUACCUGACACCCGCAAAUCUAUCGUUCGCCACGAAUUCGGAUGACAAUACGAUCGAUAUCCGUUACGAUAUUAUCUCACCGCCACAUUAUGGUGUUUUACAAAAAUUGAGGGAUAUCUCUAACAGCUGGAUGAACGUCGAACAUUUUACAAACCGGGACAUGGAAUUGAACACUGUUCGUUAUCUUCAUAACGUCGGUAGCCCUAAUCAGGACGAGUUUAAAUUCCAAGCGAGCGUGCGCGAAGUGAAGACGCAGCAGAUGUACGACUUCCGUAUUACCUUCAUCGAUCUUGAGCUGAAGGAGACCAGAAGGAUGCCUGUUAAUCUCACGGACAUAUCGAACGUCAUUAUCACGAGCAAUCACUUGAGAUACCAGACGAAUCCACUAGUUACAUCGCCGAGUAAGAUCGUCUUUACUCUUACAAUGGGACCAAGAUACGGCGAUCUAUUUCUGUCCGAUCGUAAACUCGUGCCAGCUAGUACCUUCACGCAGGAAGACAUCGAGGCCAGCAGAUUAAACUACCGUCUAUUCAAACGAUCUUAUUCUAAUAUCUUCGACGAAAUAAUGUUCAAGGUUAAUGCACCUCAGUGCGUCGACAUACACGCCAACUUGAAAUUCCGAUAUUAUCUUGGCAAGAACAGCAAAUCGCUGGAGGGCGUGGAAAAUUUGAAAGUUGACGAGGGCUCGAAAAUGCCUCUGAAGAUCACACAUGUGAAUCCGAAGGAAUAUGAUGUAUCCUCUUUGAUGUACAAUCUUACAAUAAAACCAAAUCAUGGUUGGCUCUCCAUCGCAAAUAGCUCGAGAUCGCAAGGACAAAAGAAUGUCUCAUCUUUUACAUUCGAAGAUGUGUUGAAUCAAACAGUAUAUUAUGUGCACGAUGAUUCCGAGACGAAAGAGGACUCCUUUGAGUUUGUGGCAGUAUCUCUGGAUUCCGUGGACUUCAUGUACGUUGGAAAGUUCCGAAUUGAAAUUAUUAUGAAAAACGAUAAUCCACCGGAACGAACAGUUAAUAGAAUUUUUCAUGUUGUAUCAAAAGGCGAAAAAUUGAUAACGAACAAGGAUCUCGCUUACAUAGACAAAGAUGUUGGUACUCGAACAAGCGAACUUAUUUAUAAUAGAAGAGAUACCCGGAAAAGCGGAAUAUAUAGAGUGACUAAUCCUUCGGUACAGAUACGCGACUUUUCGCAACAGGACAUCGACAACGGUAUUAUACUCUUUCGGCACCAAGGGGAUGAACGCGAAAAAGUUGAAUUCGGUAUCACCGACGGUCACUUUUACAAAAUCGGCGCUCUUGAAAUUCAAGCCAGUCCACCCUAUAUCAAAUUGCGUGAGAGCAACGGUUUGGUUGUCCAAUUUAACAAAUCCGUGGUGCUCCAGUCGAAAGAACUUGAGAUAGAAACAAACGUAUAUUGCACAGAAAAAGACAUCAAGUACACUGUAUGGGAGAGGCCGAAGCAUGGUAUAUUGCUGAAGCAUAAUAGAGAGUCGAAUACUUUUACAGAGGAUGAUUUAAAGCAUGGUAUUGUGUCAUACAAGCAUCUAGGUAGUUCCAUGACAAAGGACGUCUUCAGAUUUAAGGUGUUUGUUAAGAGUGCAGAGGCUGAAGGUGUGUUUGUGAUCAAUGUCUAUCCGGAGAGUUAUUGGGAGUCGUUGGUCAUCCAAAAUAACGAGACGAUAUUCGUCGAGGAGGCUACGAGCAUCCUGCUAAGUCGGAAGAGUCUCGAGAUAAUGCAUCCUAAAAUAUCAUCGACCGAAAUUGUCUAUUUCGUGCGAGAGUGGCCGCAGAAUGGCUACCUAGAUUUGCAGAUCCACGACGAGCACAGCGAGGAGAUGAGGGAGGAGUACAGCGGCAACGCGGUAAAACAUUUCGAGCAGAGUCUGAUAAACGACGGUCGCGUCUUUUACGUUCAAUCGGUGAUUAAUCAAACGAGCGAUCGUUUCGUUAUAGAUGUUACCAAUGGUAUCACGUGGUUACGAGGUCUGAGCGUGAACUUUGUGAUCGUGCCGGAAAAACUCUAUAUCGAGGCGAAGAGCUUCACCGUUGUAGAAGGGAAGAGCGUGAUGCUAAGUGAAUCGAACUUCUUGGUCGUGACGCCGUAUUACGCCGGCAAAAUGACGGAUUAUAGAAUAACGGAGAAGCCGCGGCACGGUACGAUUCUCGAUUCCACGAAGAAUACUCAAGUGAAGAAAUUUUCGCAGAAGCACUUGAAUGCCGGAGUCAUACUAUACAAGCAUAACGGGGACGAAUUUUCGUGGGAUUCCUUCAAGAUGGUUGUCACCGCUGGUGAUAAGAUAAGCGAGCCGUUUGACGUACCAAUCAUUGUUCAGCCCGUUAACGACGAGGUUCCUGUACUGGUGAACAGAACUAAACUUAACGUUUGGCAAGGUGGAUCCGUUAUCUUGACGUCAACAAACUUGGCGGCUAUUGACAAUGAUACCUCCCCGAAUGAUAUAAUAUUUAAUGUUACUGGAGUGAGAAACGGAUACAUCUCGUUGACCAUUGCACCCGAAAUAGACAUCUAUACUUUCUCGCAGAGUCAAAUCAACGAAUCGCAAGUGAUGUUUACACAUACGAAUGGAUCUGAUGGCGAAUUUAAUUUCAUAUUAAGUGAUGGCGUACACACGACGGAAUUUUACACGAUCUUAAUCACCACAAAGCCAGUUCGUCUAAGCAUUGAACACAAUAUGCCCCUUAAUGUCUUUCCUCUUACUAAGAAAUUAAUAUCCGACAAGCUUUUAUUAACGACGUGUUCUGACGAAGCGAGAGAGAUUAGAUACACUGUGCGAAACGGGCCUCAUUUAGGCAAAGUUAUAAUGGAGACAAGUGAAGGGGUAUGGCUCGAGGUCGAGCGAUUUACUCAGAAAGAUAUAAACAAUAGUAAAGUGAUUUAUGAGCACACCAAGCAAUUCAUGGACUUAGCGGCCAAUGACUCUUUUACGUUUGACGUCGAAACGCACUUCGCUGGAACUUUAAUAAAUCAGAUUUUCCAAAUAGAUAUAUCAGUUUCGAGCGGCGGCCUGGACCGAUAUAUCUCUAUGAAAAACGUCAGAGUCGUGGAGGGUGGCUCCGCCGAAGUCGUUAUGAACAUUAGCGGCAUCGUAUCGUUUCUACAGAUCAACGCCGGGAUUGAGAAUCCAGCGGUAUUAUCGAAAUUAGUUCACCAGCCUAGUCACGGGCACGUGAUGCUUUUGCCGGAUUUGAAUGUGACCACCUUUAUGCAACCGCAAAUCGAGGGCGGAAAGAUCGCUUACUACCACGAUCAUUCGGAUACCCUGGAAGAUCGCAUUUAUUUCUCGCUAUAUUUAAUACCCGGUCAUGUGUUACUUUGCAACACCAGUAUUCCCGUCAUUAUCGAGCCGAUUAACGAUCAGCCUUUCAAACUCGUCACCAACACUCCAUAUAUCUCGGUCGUGCAGAAUCAAAAUCAGACCAUUACUCGGGAGAAUCUUUUGACUACCGAUCCCGAUACUCCACCGCAGGAUAUCACAUAUGACGUGAUUUCAGGACCGACAUUCGGUAGAUUAUUGCUGUUACCUUUCGAUCAAAACACGUCGGAGGUACGCCAGGUGGACAAAUUUACCCAGUACGACAUAGACUCCAAUCGAGUGGUAUACGAGCAUAAUGGAACGCUGCAGGCCGCUUCUUUCUACUUCAGGGUCUGGGACGGUGGUUACAAUCCGAUUUAUACCGUCUUCAACGUCCACGUUUUACCUAUACGACUGAAUGUGACGGUGCCUGGUCCGAUUAGUUUGCAGCAAGGCUCGAACGUGGCGCCCAUUUCCGAAAACGACAUAAAGCUCGAUACGAAUGCGCGUCAGGAUCUGGUGAUCUACGAAAUUACGACACAUCCAAAAUUCGGAGUGUUGUACGUGCGGGACGGCGCCGCGUCGAUGUUCAAGCAGACCGAUCUACAGUCGAAGAGCGUAGUGUUUAUGCAAACGGAUAUGACGGUGCCAAACGACAGUUUGGAAUUGUCGGCGCGACUGAGCGGUUUCGUGCAAAAGCAUAUACAUGUCGAGAUCAAAGUUACGCCUCUCAUUAUUAUGAAUCCAUUGACGGCGUUGGCAGGCGAAAAGAAUCGAAUAACUUUGCAACAUCUAGACGCAACUCCCUUAGCGAAGUUAACGACGAGCAAUCCGUUUUAUACUAUCGUAAGGAAACCAAAGUUCGCCAAGAUCAAGAGGGUUAUCAGGAGUUCCUCGUCGCCCGGCGAGAAGAGAAAUACGCGCGAACGGGAAGUGACACGUUUUUCGCACCAGGAGAUUAUCUCCGGUGUGAUAUAUCUGGUGUGCAGAAAAAUACCGUCGAUAGACGGCGUCACGGACAGUUUCAGUUUCAUUCUUGCGGCGUCCAUCUUCCAGCCAGCCGUAGGUAACUUUGAAUUCCGCAUCAAGCUCGACAUAGACGACGACAACAUCACCCUAGGCGGUCCGAUGGAUCCUGUCGGUCAUGAGGGCGAGAUGGCGAUCGCACCGAAUAUGAGCAAUGAUUAUCUACUAAUUCUCGGCAUGUUGCUCGGCGUGUUUCUUCUCGGCGUGGUUGUAAUUAUCACGAUCAGAUGCCGGCACAACAGAUACAAGCAUGCUGAAGAGGAAAAAGCAGAAACCACUCCCGCUGUCGGUGUGAUGCCGCUUCCCAGACCGCCGGAUCAUCUGAUGCCUGCUACCCCGCAUUUAAAGCCUUUCGGUAACGAUCAUAAUAGUGUAACGGCUAGCACGCCUCUGCCGGUGUUGCCCUCAACGUUACCCCAAUGUAAAGUGAUACCCUUGAGUCCUCUGGAAAGCGGCUCAGAGGUCGACGUAUCCGCCAGGUAUCCCUAUGGGGUAGCGGACGGCGACGAGUGGAGUAGCUUCGAUACUUCCGAUCUACCUUGCCAGUCGGCCACAACUCAAAGGACCAAGAAGAACCCGUUGUUGAGGAGGGACCAGUACUGGGUCUAGCAGGAGAGAAAUACGUUGCGGUUUACGCGAAAAAAACCGUAGCGUCUUCUGGGGUAUUUCAUGCGAGAAUCGAGACUAUCGUGGAUAUCACGGACUUAAUGUGCCUAAGGAAAGUGAAAUCUGCGACGGAAUUUAUGGAAACCGUUCGUCGAGAUUCGAGGUCAUCGCGCCAGACGUAUAUGCAUCGAAUAAUAGUGAGAUGACAUUCGAUGCUGUUGCGAGAAUUUAGUGAUCGUCGACAUGUGUUUCGGUGCGUCCGAUUAUAAUCGAAAAAAGCGAAGGGACUCCUUGACUGUAGGAGAUUUAUGGAUUGAAAACGGUCGAGAAUUAUCGAUAAUUCUCGAUCCAAAAUAGUUCGCAAUGUCUCGUGUAUUAUUAGCCUAAAACGGUAUAAACAGGAAACUAGAUCUCCUUGAAUGUCACGACUAUCGCCGCUAUCACGAGCUCAAUGUGCCUGAAAGAUGUCUGACUCUGCUGACAUUUUUUCCACUAAUCACAACACGUCGAUUUUUCGUAUAUCUAUUCUAUGUCCCUUCCUCCCGGCGGAUCGAAAUAAAUUCGAUCAUUAAAAAGGCAGAUCGAUUAUUCAUUAAAGACUUUUGCAAUAAAUUCAAUCCUGGUCUAACAAUAAGCAAAAGAUCCGUCGGUUUACUGGCUCGUUUUAGAGUGCAGACUUUCAGAAAACGUAUAACCGCUUUUACGUUCUUCACCUUCUUCCAUUUUUACACUUUUUGUAAAUUUAGAUCAAUAAGAUUGUUAUAAAAAUGGCAUUUAUCGAUUUUUGCUCUCAUGAAUUUCAGAUAAAAUCGAAGCAUUAAGGCUUAAAAAAGGCGGAACUUUCGCUCUGUCCUAAGUUAUAAACAAAAAAAAUAGAAACGCGAGUAAUCAGGAUAAUACAAGAACUUUAUCAAACUGUCGAUCAUAAGACGAUCAAAUGCGCACAAUUUAAUCGAGCGCUUGUAUGUUCCUGUUACUUGUUACUUGACACUAAAGCAAAUGUCACUUGACUCAAAUGAAUGCAUUUAUACUAGCUGUACUCGAGUUUGUGUGGACAUAUCCUUUUAUACCGCCGUAUAUUGUCCAAGUUAAACUUUUAUUUUGCUCCAAUACGAAUCUCUCAUACGGUCAUUUUAUUCUAUCGUUACUCCGACUAUUUCGAUGUUGCUCGUACCGUGCAAGUAAACGUAAAAUGCCAGUUAACAUCUGUUCAAAACGUAAAAAAAUCAAGUCGCCGAAACAAUCUUUUUGUGACAAUGCAAUAUCGCGCGUUUUAGCUUUAGUGAAAGACUUUAGCUGUGGUGAAAUACGCUGAAUUAUUUCAUUAAUAACAUGCCAUAUAGCAGAUAAAAAAAUUGUGUCAAAUAAUUAUCAUAAAUUAGUAUUAGAUCAAGCAAUUAUUAAUUGAUAGCGUUAUUGCCGCGAAUCAUUUUUUUCAACAUGUUUUUCAUCGCGAUGAUUAUCUUUAAAUUACACAGAAUCGCCUAUGAAAUUUUCACAAUUAUCUGUUUCGUUUCUAUAGCGAACGAUAGAUUAUUAGUCGACGCCAAUAAUACAAUUAUUUAACGUAACUUAAAUGCAAAUUAUCAGUAACGAUCGAAAUCUAUAAGCCGUUUUUUAUACGAGUACGAGAGUAGAUCUUUCCUACUACGAAACGUUGAUGCGCGGCGAGUUCGUAAUUCAUAAGCGAUGAACGGGGUUGUGCGUGCGCGGUUUCAGUAUCAGAGAAAUUUCUUGACAAAGAUGUAUGUUGGCGAGUUCGUUGAAUCUUAAAAAGAAUUUUAUGUUAUGUUGCUCUUGCGCAAACUCACGGUAACCUUAAUAGAUCCGCUUCCGGCCAAUGUCGAACACUGUAGAACCGCAUUAAAUUUUCAUUUAGUUUACAAAAAUAACUAUGUAAAGAAAAAAUCGGGGAGGAAGAGAAUUAACACUAAACGCAUUAGACACCGUUAUAAAAUAAAAAUUAUAUAUCAACGAUAUAUAAACAAAAAUAUAAUAUUAAUAUUAUCAAUGUCAAUCAAACUAUAUAAAUUAAUCAGACCGAAUAAUAAAUAGUACAAUUUCUAAUUCAUGUAAACUAAUGGGGGAUUAUUCUCUUAUAUUAAAAUUAUACGGCCAUAUAAAAUUUUCUAUAUGUUAGUAAUAAUAAUGAGUAUUAAAAAAAAAGCAGGGAUCUCUUUAUCAAAAGAUCCGUAUCACUUAUUGUCAGACCUAGAUACAUCGUGCCUCCCUACUUUACUGCUACUAGUAAUUUAAAGCCUCGUCUCUCUCAAAAGAGAAAAGGCAGGUUUAUUAUUGACUCAAAUUGAUUGUAAAACUACGAUGUAUUGACAAAGAAGAAAUUUCGUAUUUUUUCGCGGGAAUUCAAGCAAAUGUCUGGCCGAAAGUGGAUUAAUGGCAAUUUCCCUAAAAUCUUAGAAGCGUAUCUAAUAAAGCAGUCUAACGUGAAUGUUGAUUAUAACGAUCAUAACGAUUUAUAUAUAUAUAUAUAUGUAUAUAUUAUAAUGCGUACACUACUACGUAGAAUGUACCGUUCCAUGGAUUCAUAUAACAUAUGCAUUAAUAGAUUCUAAUUAAAGACGUUUUAUUGAAAAAGACAGAAAGAGACACCCGUUCGUUGAUUCAUGAAUAUGCUAAAGACGAACCGUUAGGCUUUUUUACAUCCACCAAAAGUGAACUGAUCUGAGAGUGCCAAACUUCUAUAAUCUAUAAUAUAUAAUUAUCAUAGGACUGUAUUUUCCCUGCCGACUGAAUGCAUUACUCUUCUAAUUCUAAUAAAUUGAAUGUGCGAUGUUAAA